Molecule: messenger RNA, 1135 nt
Organism: Hibiscus syriacus
Lineage: Eukaryota; Viridiplantae; Streptophyta; Magnoliopsida; Malvales; Malvaceae
Product: fe(2+) transport protein 1-like
Exons: 3
Coding region: 17-1078 (353 amino acids)
Biological process (GO): zinc ion transmembrane transport
Cellular component (GO): plasma membrane
Molecular function (GO): zinc ion transmembrane transporter activity
Source: RefSeq, a predicted model, not a curated record
CCAAGGAAAAGUGUCAAUGGCUUCUUGUUCUUUACUUGUCAGGCUUUUUUCAGUCUUCUUGAUUAUCAUCUGCAUCUUCACACCACAAGCAGUUUCGGUAGUGCCGGAGGAAUGUCGAACCGAGACCGAUGGCUGCACCAACAAGGAAAAGGCCUUACCCCUCAAGGUCAUAGCCAUAUUCUCUAUACUGAUCACUAGUGUUAUCGGCGUGUGUUCGCCUCUGUUCACGAAUUCCAUCCCGGCUCUUCACCCCGACAGAGCUUUAUUCGUGAUCGUCAAGUGUUUCGCUGCUGGGAUCAUCCUGGCGACUGGUUUCAUGCACGUGUUGCCGGACUCUUUCGACAUGUUGUCGUCACGUUGCUUGAAAGAGAAUCCGUGGCACAAGUUUCCCUUCACGGGAUUCGUCGCUAUGUUGUCCUCGAUCGUGACUUUGAUGGUGGAUUCCAUGGCUACAUCAAUAUACAGCAAGAAAUGUAACUAUGAGAUCAAUCCGGAGGUCAGGGGAGAACAAUUGGAGAUGGCGGUAGUGGUGAAUGUCGGACUAUUUCACGGACACCAUCAUGGUUCAAAGCCCGCACCGGGAAACGCAAAUCAACAGUUGAUGCGCUACCGUGUGAUUGCCAUGGUAUUGGAACUGGGAAUUGUUGUUCACUCUGUGGUAAUAGGGCUUUCACUAGGAGCUUCCAACAACACUUGCACCAUUAAAGGUCUAGUGGCUGCCCUUUGCUUCCAUCAAAUGUUUGAAGGAAUGGGCCUUGGUGGUUGCAUUCUUCAGGCCGAGUACAAACCUUUGAAGAAGUUUAUCAUGGUGUUCUUCUCCGUAACAACACCGUUUGGGAUAGCAGUCGGAAUUGCUUUGUCCAAGACAUACAAAGAGAAUAAUCCGACCGCGUUGAUCACGGUUGGACUAUUGAACGCGUCAUCGGCGGGGCUUUUGAUUUACAUGGCUUUGGUCGAUCUUCUUUCGGCAGAGUUCAUGGGACCAAAGUUGCAGGAGAGCAUUAAGCUCCAAGUUAAGUCCUAUGCUGCUGUUCUCCUGGGUGCUGGCGGCAUGUCCCUCAUGGCCAAAUGGGCUUGAUCAUCUUCGAAACUCGAAAACUAUCCGGAGAGUGAUUUGGUGUAAUAGUAUAGGGAG